AUGAUUAUCAAAUCAAUUAUUCUUCUGACCCUGGUGGUUUUUUAUAGCCCUUUUAUAAAUGGAAAUCCAAAAUGUAAACGGCGAUUGGUGGAAGAAUGGCAUCCACAGCCCUCAUCGUAUGUGGUGAAUUGGACACUGACAGAAAACAUCUGCACCGACAUCUACAGAGAUUGCUGGUUAUUGGAUGUAAACACUAAAAUGAAUACUUCAGGCAAUCGAGUUGUUCCCCAAAUUUGCCCGUUGCAAAUUCAGUUCGGAGACAUUCUUGUAAUUUCUUCCGAACCAUCUCUUCCAUCUCCAGAAAUAAAUAUAAUGAAUGUUUCUGAAGCAUCUUUCAUUGACUGUCUGCAAAAUACCACAAAUGAAGAUCAGUUACUUUUUGGUUGCAAGCUAAAAGGGAUGCACGCUGUCAAUCCUAAAUGGCUGAGUGUUGGAACACAUUAUUUUAUUACAGUAAUGGCAAGUGGUCCAUUGUUUUGUCAACUGGGACUUCGACUAAAUGUGACAGUGAAACAGCAAUUCUGCCAGGAAUCUCCAAGUUCAGAAUUUUGCUCUGGUCAUGGAAAAUGUCUUAGCGAAAUUUGGAGUAAGAUAUACAGCUGCCAUUGUCAGCCUCCAUUUUCUGGAAAAUACUGCCAGGAAUUUGAUGCAUGUUCAUAUGAAGGAUGUAACAAUAAUGGCAGUUGCAUUAAUAAAAGAGAAAAAUGGCACAAGCAAAGAUAUGAAUGUAUCUGUUGCCCACCAUUUACAGGUAGAGAUUGUUCAGAAAUAAUUGGACAGUGUCAGCUAAAUAUCUGUUUCCAUGGGAACUACAGCAAUAUUACUGCCAAUAAUUUCUUAUGUGAACAUGAAGGACAUUUUUCAGAUUCAUUCUGUGAAGAGCCAAUGAAACCCUGCAUUUCUCAGUCUUGUUGGAAAAGGCAAAUUUGCCAAAAUAGCAGCUCUGCUUACAUUUGUGAAUGCCUAGAAGGAUUUCUCUGUCAAAACUGUGAAACUGAUGCCAUUGAGUGUUUAUCAAAACCUUGUCAGAAUGGCUCUGACUGCAUCAACAUAACAAAUAAUGUGAUGUGCAACUGUUCAACAAUAUUUACUGGAAAGUUUUGUAAGAAAAUUCAAACAUCAUAUGAGUCAUUUCCUUGGAAGAAUAUUGCCAUGUGUAUGAAACGUGAGAAAGAUUAUCAUUGCAGUUGUAUGCCAGAAUUUACUGGAAAAAACAGUGAGAAAGUAAUUGAACACUGCAGACUGCUCAGCAUCAACUGUCUGAGUGAAGGAUGGUGUUUCAAUAUAAUUGGAAGAAUCAGAUAUGUAUGCACUCCAGGGUGCACAAGAAAUUCAUGUUGGUUUGUGAAGAAUGUUUACUUCAUUCAUCUGUACCUCUGCUACUAUGGAUCCAUCUGCCACGAUAUUUGCCAAGCUAAAGGUCCUCCUCAAUUUGAAUAUGUGUGGCAAUUGAGAUUUACAGGAUCUGAAGGUGAAAAAUGUGACAUGAUUAUUGAUACCUACUUUUUCCUGGCUGCAAACUGCACUGGAGGUGCAGUCUAUGAGAACAAACCUGAACACAUUAAUUCUGCAUUUUUGUUCCUGGGUGAAGGCACAAUAGAGAUGUGUGCAAGUGGAUGCAGGUGUUUGAGUGAAAAAGACAGUCAGGGAUGUUGGUGUCCAUGUAUUCUCAGAUGGGCUGGCAAAAUACAUCUGGAAAAUACAACAGACUAUCAAGAAAAUGGGUGUCAACAUGAAGCUGUUUGUAAAAAUGAAAUUAACAGAACCAGAUGCAGAUGUUCUCUUAGUUGCACUGGCAGAUUCUGCAUUGUCAGUGUUGAAUAUUGCUUAGGAAAUCAAAGUAUGACAGUGCACAGCCUCUGCCUGGCCCAGUUGCACAGUUGUAACUGUAGCUGUCUGCAAAGAUGCGAAAGAAACAUCUGUAAAAUAGAAACUGAAGACUGUAAAUCUGUGCCCUGCAAAAAUGGAACAACCAGUGUACAUUUAAGUGAGUAUUUCUUCUGUGAGUGUAUCCCAGGAUUUACAGGCAAGUUGUGUGACAUAGACAUUGAUGAAUGUACUUCUAAGCCUUAUAAAAAUUGAGGUACAGUGAUCAACUCUCCUGCUAACUAUUUGUGUGUGUGUGUAGGGCCUUUAAGAGUGGUUGAUGGCUUCUCCUGCUUACGCAAUGAAGGCUAUGCUGGACUCAGAUGUGAACAGCACAUUGAUGACUGUGUCUUGAAUUCCUGUGAGCACAAUUUUACCUGCAAAGAUCUACAUCUGAGUUACCAGUGUGUGUGCCUGUGUGGUUGGGAAGGAAAUUUUUGUGAACAAGAAUCCAAUGAGUGCAAAAUGAAUCCUUGCAAGAACAAUUCCACCUGUAUUGACCUUUACAAAAGCUAUCGCUGUGAAUGUACAUCUGGAUGGACUGGACAAAACUGCAGUGAAGAAAUAAAUGAAUGUGACUCUGACCCAUGCAUGAAUGGAGCUCUUUGUCAUGAAUCUACCAUCCCUGGGCAAUUUGUAUGCCUGUGCCCACCCUUUUAUACUGGACAAUUUUGCCAUCAACGCUAUAACCCCUGUGAUAUACUCAAUGACCCUUGUAGAAACAACUCAACAUGCUUAACAUUGGUAGAUGAAAACAAUUAUUGUAUUUGUAAAAAAGGACCUGAAGUUGAACACUGUGAAAUUGACAUGAAUGAGUGCUUCUUCCUUCCCUGCCAGAUUUACGGUGACUGUGAACAUGGGGUCAACAAUUUCAGAUGUGUUUGCAGACCCGGGUUUUCUGGACCUCUAUGUGACAUUGAAAUUAGUGACUGCUCCUCAAAACCUUGUAAAAAUAAUGGAACCUGCGUGGAUCUGGCAAACAGAUUUGUAUGUAAUUGUGAACCUGAGUACCAAGGAUCAUUCUGUGAAUUGGAUGUGAAUGAAUGUAAGACUUCACCCUGUCUAGACGGAGAAAAUUGUAUCAGCAAAACUGGUGGAUACAAUUGCCUCUGUGCCCCUGGUUAUACAGGCAUUGAUUGUGAAGUAAAUAUAGAUGAAUGCCUAUCAGAGCCCUGCCUCCACAAUGCAGCUUGUAUUGACGGCAUCAAUCAUUACACCUGUGACUGCAAGAGUGGGUUUUUCGGAACACACUGUGAAACGAAUGCAAAUGAUUGCCUCUCAAAUCCUUGUCUACAUGGAAGGUGCACAGAUCUCAUUACUGAGUAUCAAUGUUCAUGUGAUUCAGAAUGGACUACCACAAGAUGUAAGAUCAAGAUUAAUGACUGCACAUCAAUCACUUGUAUGAACGAAGGCUUCUGCCGGAAGUCGGUCCAUGGAUUUACUUGCAUGUGCCCAUGUGGAUACACUGGUGCAUUUUGUGAAAAACACAUUGAUAGUGGUGCUCAGCACGAACUGGAUUUGGUCAUCUGCCUUAAUGGAGGGAUUUGUGUUGAAGGACCUGGGAACACUUUUGACUGCAGAUGUCUUCCUGGAUUAUCUGGCAAAUUUUGUGAAAUUAAUAUAAAUGAAUGUUCCUCAUCACCAUGUCUACAUGGCUCAAACUGUGAAGAUCAUAUCAAUGGAUAUAUUUGCAAAUGUCAACAAGGAUGGUCUGGAUAUCACUGCGAGCAGAAGCUUGAUGAGUGCAUUCCCAACUCAUGUGCUCAUGGAGUAUGCAUAGACAAUGAACCCACAUCAACAUGUUUAUGCACAACUGGAUUUUUGACCUGCUCCAUUGGGCUUCUUUGUGGUGACGAAAUAAGCAGGCUUACCUGUUUACCUCCCAUCUCUCAAAGAACAGAUGUCAUUUCUACACAAGCAUACACAGUGGCCCCUGUUGAGACUUCUGUGAAUAGCUUUCUGUCUGUAAAGACUACACGAAAAUGGGCCAUAAUGGAUCAAGGUCCAAAACAGACAGACAUUUUCGAGCAUGAUGUUCUACCAACCACUGGUUUGGCAGCAUCAAAUACUGGCAUAUCCUUUGAAAGCUACUUACUUGAAGAACUGAUUUCCACUAGAGAGCUUUCAUCAAAACACAGUCUUCUUUCUUCAACAGAUGUUUCCUCUUCCCAAUUUCCGAAUUUUGAUGUUCACGACCCAGUUCAAAAUGUCCGGGGCAAAACAUCUGUACCACAUAUGCCUAUCCAAACUUCAGCUGCCACACAAACAUUUUUUUUCCCUAAUAGGGGAGUGGGGACCCGAUUUAUCGUCUCUUCCUCAAUGACGGAUUUUGUUUUUUCCACACAAUUAUUAUUUGAGAACUAUCAGACUAUUGCCUUAUCUGCUACCACAAUGAAUUCAGUAAUUAGUGGCAUUCUAAGGGCUGAUACUGAGUUACACAGGCACUCAUUACUCUCCCGUGGCUUUCUGCUCACAACUGCUUCUAUAAGUGCACCUCCAAUUGUCUCUAGGGGGUCUCAAGAGGAUAUUGAAGAAUAUUCAACUGUUUCCUUAAUUUCAAGAAGAGAGCAGUGGAGAUUGCUGAGCUCCUCGAUGUCUCCUAUUUUUCCUGCUAAGAUAAUUAUAUCCAAACAGGUAGCCAUCUUAAACUCGUCAACUCUGCACCGAUUCAGUACACAAGCCUCCACUCCCAAUGAAUAUCAGCUUAUUACUGAAGCAUCUAGCAACUGGAGACUCGCAAACAUCAAAUCACGGGCUGCUGAUUCUUUAAGAGAAUUAAGCCAAACAUGUGCAAUGUGUUCUAUGACUGAAAUAAAAUCCUCUCAUCAAUUCUCAGAUCAAGUUUUGCAUAGCAAACAGUCCCACUUUUAUGAGACAUUCUGGAUGAACUCAGCGAUAUUAGCCAGCUGGUAUACGCUAAUGGGAACUCAAACUAUCACUUCUGGGCAUUCAUUUUCUUCUGCUACCAAAAUAACACCAUCAGUGGCAUUCACAGAAGUGUCAUCUUUAUUCCCUUCUAAAACGAGUGCAAAAAAAACAAUUUUAUCCUCAUCCUUGGAAGAUUCCAUUACCCUAUCAAGUAAUGUGGAUGUUGAUUUAUGUUUGGAUAAGACUUGUUUAUUCAUUGUCCCUUCACAGACUCUCUCUUCAGACUUGAUGAAGUCUGAUUCGACUUCAAAAAUGACAACUGAUGAUCUGUCAGUAUCAGAAAACACUUUAAAACUAUUGGAAAUAGGACAAUAUGGUGUAACUAUGGGCCCCACUGAGGUACUGAAUCAAGACAGUUUAUUGUACGUGGAAGAAAGUAGAGUGUCUCAUCAACAGUUUAAACUUCACACGAGUGACAGUUUUCUAGAUUUUGAGUUAAAUUUACAGAGUCAUUCAGAUGUUACUUUAAAGACAUAUUCAGAAACUGUACAUUUAAAUGACCUCAAAAGCAAUCUGCCACCACGUACAGACACAGUCUCUGAUUUUUCAGAAGUAACUUCUAAUGUUGCAUUUUAUAUGGUUUCAGCAACUCAGUCACUUCCAAUGAAGACCUCUUCCCCCAUGACUGUAAUUUGGCCGGAUUGGCCAUAUUAUACAGAUUCUCUGACCUUAACAUCUGAUUUAAAAGACAAGGUCAGGACUUCUUCAGAAUGGCCCAAUUGGGAACUUCAGCCUAGUGUACAUCAUCAGGAAUCUCCUGCUGCAAGCCAGACUGUUUCCACAACUAGAUCUCUUACUUUUUCUUCACUGGAGUCCAUUCCAGCACCUCGACAGCUGAUGAUUUCUGAUUUCGGUCGUGUUCAUUAUUAUGGAGAUUCCUAUCUAGAAUUCCAGAAGGUGUUUUUAAAUCCACAAAAUAGCAUCUCUCUGGAAUUUCAGACCUCCAACUCCUAUGGACUCCUGCUAUAUGUCAAGCAAGACUCAAAUUCGGCAGAUGAAUUUUUUAUUCAAUUGUUUAUCGAAAAUGGAACUUUAAAGUACCAGUUUUUCUGUGCUGGCGAAAAAAAAUUGCAAAGCAUUAACACUACUAUUAGAGUGGAUGAUGGACAAAGGUACACACUGCUUAUCAGGCAAGAACUGGAUCCAUGUAAAGCUGAAUUGACUGUUCUAGGGAGGACUAUACAAACAAGUGAAUCUGUAACUCACGUAUCUGGAAAACCCCUGCCAAAAUCAGGGUCUGUCUUUAUUGGUGGAUUUCCAGAUCUUCACGGGAAAAAUCAGAUUUCCGGACCAGUCAAGAAUUUUACUGGCUGCAUAAAAGUUAUAGAAAUCAACAACUGGAGAUCUUUCAUCCCAUCCAAGGCAGUGAAAAAAAUUCACAUUGACAAUUGCAGACCCCGGGAUUUUACUCUGUCUCCAAUGGCUUCCUUCCUUACUCCUUCCGGUGCUGACUCCACGUGGACUUCCCUCAGCCCCUCUCCUGUAGCACCCUCUGUCUGCCAGGAGGAUGUGUGUCACAACGGAGGUACUUGCCAUCCCGUCUUCCUUUCAAGUGGUGCAGCCUCAUUCCGGUGUGACUGUCCACUACAUUUUGCUGGCCGUUUCUGUGAAAAAGAUGCAGGUUUAUUUUUUCCAUCUUUCAAUGGGAAUUCCUACUUAGAACUGCCUUUUUUUACAACCCUGGAUGAGUUGAAGUUUUUCCUGGAGAAAGAACAUAACAGAAUUGUUACCAUCUACCUGACCAUAAAAGCAAACUCUUUAAAUGGAACUAUUCUCUACAGUAGUGAGAAUACUUUUGGAAAGCAGUUUCUUCAUUUAUUUCUUGUGGAAGGAAGGCCUACAGUUAUAUAUGGAUGUGGAAGUUCUCAAAAUAUCUUGACUCUUUCUGCGAAUUACAGCAUUAACACAAAUGCAUUAAUCCCUAUCACAAUACGCUACACAAUGCCGGUUGGCAGCCCUGGGGUUGCUUGUAUGCUUGAAAUGACUGCAGAUGGAAAACCUCCAAUACAGAAGAAAGACACAGAGAUUUCCCAUGUCUCUCAGGUAUAUUUUGAAUCAAUGUUCCUUGGCCAUAUCCCCGAAAAUGUUAAGAUCCAUAAGAAUGCAGGCCAUGUUUAUGGGUUCAGAGGCUGCAUUCUAGAACUUCAAGUAAACAACAAAGAAUUCUUCAUCAUUGAUGAAGCACGACAUGGAAAGAAUAUUGAGAACUGCCAUACCCCUUGGUGUGCUUAUCAUCUAUGCCAGAACAAUGGUACCUGCAUCAGUGACAGUGAAAACUGGUUUUGCAAGUGUCCAAGGUUGUAUUCAGGCAAGCUGUGCCAGUUUGCAAGUUGUGAAAAAAACCCAUGUGGAAACGGUGCCACCUGUGUUCCCAAAUCCGGGACAGAUAUCGUCUGCCUCUGCCCAUAUGGGAAGUCUGGAGCCCUCUGCACUGAGGCUAUUAAUAUUAUUCAGCCCAGGUUCAGUGGCACAGAUGCCUUUGGAUACACUUCAUUCCUGGCUUAUUCACGGAUCUUAGACAUCAGCUUCCAUUAUGAAUUCCACUUGAAGUUUCAGCUGGCAAACAACCAUUUGGCAGUGCAAAAUAACUUGAUAUUUUUUACUGGACAGAAAGGCCACGGGUUGAAUGGCGAUGACUUCCUGGCAGUGGGCCUGCUCAACGGCAGUGUGGUUUACAGUUAUAACCUGGGAUCUGGCAUGACAAGUGUCAGAAGCGAGCCCCUCGAUCUGAGCCUUGGAAUCCAUACUGUCCAUUUGGGGAGGUUCUUCCAAACGGGCUGGUUGAAGGUAGAUGAUCAUAAAAAUAAAUCCGCCACCUCUCCAGGAAGACUGGUUGGUCUCAAUGUCUUCAGUCAGUUUUACGUAGGUGGCUACAGUGAAUACAUUCCAGAUCUCUUACCUAAUGGAGCUGAUUUUAAAAAUGGUUUUCAAGGUUGUAUUUUCGCCAUUCGAGUUCGCACUGAGAAGGAUGUUCAUUUCAGAGGCCUGGGAAAUCCUGAGGGCCACCCGAAUACUGGGCGCAACAUUGGCCAGUGUGAUGCUUCUCCUUGUAGUUUAACGAAAUGUGGCAAUGGUGGGACAUGUGUAGAGAAUGGAUCUACUGUUUACUGCAACUGUCCCACUGGGUGGAAAGGAGUGUUCUGCACAGAGACGAUUUCCACCUGUGAUCCUGAACACGACCCUCCACACCACUGUAGCAAAGGAGCAACCUGUAUUUCAUUGCCUCAUGGAUACACCUGUUACUGUCCUCUUGGAACCACUGGAAUCUACUGUGAACAAGCUUUGUCUAUAAGUGAUGCAUCUUUCAGAGGCAAUGAAUUAUCCUGGAUGUCUUUUGCUUCCUUUCAUAUUAGAAAAAAGACACAUAUCCAAUUGCAGUUUCAGCCUCUUGCUGCAGAUGGUAUCCUAUUUUAUGCUGCACAACACUUGAAAGCACAAUCAGGUGACUUUUUAUGUAUUUCUUUAGUAAAUGGUUCUGUUCAACUUCGCUACAACCUUGGUGACAGAACUAUCAUUCUAGAAACUCUCCAAAAAGUAACUAUUAAUGGAAGUACUUGGCAUAUGAUUAAAGCAGGAAGAGUUGGUGCAGAAGGCUACCUGGAUCUAGAUGGGAUAAAUGUAACAGAAAAAGCCUCCACUAAAAUGAGUUCCCUGGAUACAAACACAGAUUUCUACAUUGGAGGAGUACCAUCUUUAAAUCUUGUAAAUCCUGUGGCAAUAGCAAAUGAACCUGUAGGCUUUCAAGGCUGUGUCCGAGAAGUUAUUAUAAACAAUCAAGAAUUACAGUUAACUGAAUUAGGAGCAACAGGUGGUUCAAAUGUAGGUGACUGUGACGGGACAGCCUGUGGGUACAACACGUGCAGAAAUGGAGGGGAAUGUAUAGUAAAUGGCACAACUUUUUCUUGCAUAUGUUUGCCACAUUGGGCUGGAAAAACAUGUAACCAGUCUGUGCACUGCUUGAAUAAUCUUUGUCUCCACCAAUCUCUAUGUAUACCUGACCAAUCAUUUUCUUACACUUGUCUGUGUACUUUGGGUUGGGUGGGAAGGUAUUGUGAAAACAAAACUUUAUUUUCAACUGCAAAAUUUAUGGGUAAUUCUUACAUUAAAUACAUUGACCCAAAUUACAAAAUGAGAAAUCUUCAGUUUACUUCUGUAUCCUUAAAUUUCAGUACUACUGAAACAGAAGGCUUAAUUGUAUGGAUGGGAAAAGCUCAAAGUGAAGAAAAUGAUUUUCUGGCAAUUGGUUUCCAUAAUCACACCUUGAAAAUUGCAGUUAACUUAGGAGAAAGAAUCUCUGUGCCUAUGAACUAUAGCAAUGGCACAUUAUGUCGUAACAAAUGGCACCAUGUAGUUAUAAUUCAAAACCAGACUCUUAUCAAGGCCUAUCUAGAUAACAAUCUAAUUCUUUCUGAGGAUAUUGAUCCAUGCAAAAAGUUUGUUGCUCUAAACUAUGAUGGUAUUUGUUAUUUAGGCGGCUUCGAAUUUGGUCGAAAGGUAAAUAUUGUUACUCAAGAGAUUUUUAAAAGAGAUUUUGUUGGCAAAAUUAAAGAUGUUGUAUUUUUUCAGGAUCCCAAAAAAGUUGAGUUCAUUAAAUCAGAAGGAUACAAUAUUUAUAAUGGAGAUGAAUAA
Molecule: messenger RNA, 9423 nt
Organism: Cynocephalus volans (Philippine flying lemur)
Lineage: Eukaryota; Metazoa; Chordata; Mammalia; Dermoptera; Cynocephalidae
Gene: EYS
Product: eyes shut homolog
Exons: 44
Molecular function (GO): calcium ion binding
Source: RefSeq, a predicted model, not a curated record